Molecule: messenger RNA, 1314 nt
Organism: Vicia villosa (hairy vetch)
Lineage: Eukaryota; Viridiplantae; Streptophyta; Magnoliopsida; Fabales; Fabaceae
Exons: 3
Coding region: 1-1314 (437 amino acids)
Source: RefSeq, a predicted model, not a curated record
AUGCAUGCACGAAAAUCAACUGGUGGGUCUGUUCCAGAAACGUUUUCUGCUCAUAAUAAAGAAGGGUCUGCUUAUGUCCACAAUGCGAUCGCAGGUCUCCUCACAAGAAUCUUGAAUGAAGGUCACAAGGUAGCAGGAAUAUCUGUUCCUUUAGCCCAAGUUCUUGCCCCUGAGAACAGAGAAGAUGAUCAAGUUGAUGCUAGCAAAGAUCAUGUUGAUGUUGAGACAUCUGAAGCCAACAAUGUUGAGGGUUCUGAUGCUAAAAAUGCUGAUGCAUCUGGAGAUAAAGAUGCUAAGAUUCUUGAAACAGAGAAAGCUGAAGAGGUCAAUGCUACUUCUCCUAAAGAGAAGCCUACUUGCCCUAUUGACAGUGUAAAUGAUGUGGUGGAUCUGGAUAAUCUUGAUGAUCCUAUUGACAUUGCUGAUGAUGACCUCAUCUCCAGCAUUUCCAACAGAUUCAAGGCUCGAAGGGGAAAGCAGGUUGAUGAUCAACAUCCUCCCAAAACAAAGGUUGCUCCUCUAAAGAAUGCCACCAAAGAAAAGGUCAAGAAGAAGAAGAUUGCUGUCACAAAAUCCUCCACAAAGGUCCGUGAUGUUCGUUUGGACAAUAUUUAUCUGCACUAUGCUUCAAAUGCUAUCCAGUGGAAGUUUGUUUAUCAAAGAAGGCUGGCUCUGGAAAGAGAACUUGCAAAUGAUGCUCUGGAAUGUCAAGAGGUCAUGAAGCUCAUCAAAUCUGCAGGAAGAGAUGCUGAGGCUCAACCUGAGCUUGAAGUGACUGACAAUGAAGUAUGCAAAGUCAUCACUGGUGGUAAGGUUAAAAAAUGGCCCAUAAAGAGUAAAUUGUCUGCUAGUCUUUUGAAUGUCAGGUAUGCCUUGCUGCAGAAAAUUGGUGCUGCAAACUGGGUGCCUACCAAUCACACUUCUACCAUUGCUGUUGGCCUAGGAAGAUUCAUAUAUGCUGUGGGAACGAAGACAAAAUUUUACUAUGGGACUUAUAUAUUUGAUCAAACUAUGAGACAUGUUGGUACCUCUGCUACCAAGCUUCCCAUUGCUUUUCCAUCCCUGAUAUGUGGGAUAAUCCUCAAGCAACACCCUGGAAUUCUGAAAGCUAAAGAUUCUGUAUGUAAGAGGGAGAGUGCUUUGUCUUUCCACUAUAAGCUGCUCCAACGGUCAGAUGACAUGACAUCUGCUGGGACAUCACAACCCAGCAAGUCUGUGAACAAAUCCUUUCUCAUUGCUGAGCUGAAAGAGACUUGUAAAGAGUUGGACAACAGGAAGAUGAAGCUUGAAAAGCUCAUUCAAAGUCUUGAGUAG